CGCGAAGCAGCCAGCGGGGCGCUGGGAGACGACGACGAGCAGCGGGCCAAGCGAGAGGCCAUGAGGCGAGAGGCGUGCGCGUCGGCGUCGGCGUCGGCGUCGCCAGCAGCGAGAUGGGCGGCCGGGCCGGGCAAGGCAAGGCGAGGCGAGGCGAGACAAAGCGCGAGGACGAGGACACAGGGGGCAUUAACGACAAAAAUUUCAGAAAAUUAUCACCGUCGGCGCUGUCAUCAAUAUGGAGGACAGGAGCGACGACGAUGCCGUGCCGUUCCGCCGCGUGCCGUUUGGUCGCGAUCGAUCAGCCUGGCCGUCCUGGGCCGUUCGGCCGGCGAGCCGUCGCGAAAACUUACUGUUUGUCACCGUACGAAGCAACUGCGCGUACAACGCGUGUCGACCAGCUCGCGCAAAGACUCGAAGUUUUCACUUACCUGGAGUAAACUCACGAUCGUUCGCGUGAGGGCGUUGUGUAAGAGGCAAUAUGGCCGAUCGAACUGCGAAGGUUCAAAUGCUGCGCUGUGCUGCGCAUUGCAGCUGCGCAUUGCCACGCCGCGCGUCACUCGUGUGUUUACGCUGCGCGAUAGCUGCCUCUGGUAUUUCCGGGUCCCAAGUCCCGGACUGCCGUUGCUUAUCCCGGUGUGAAUCAUGCCUUUGCGCCUCUUAUUUGGAAUUGGACUAUAUAUUUGUAUAUAUAUAGAAAUAGAUAUAUAUAUAUAUACACGCACACACACACCACAUUUAUAUAUAUAUAUAUAUAUAUGUAUUCAUUUUCACGCGAGCAAUCCUGCGAGAUAAAUCGAGCAUUAUGCGCGAUGCAGUGCUAACGAUUUGACUCUCGAGCGAAUAUGUGCAUACAGGAUGUGGGCUGGAAAAAAUGACGUCAUGCAAAAAGAGCGGGAAAUGUAAGGUCGUAUGAAAUAGAAUGAGAAGUUAUGCGGUUUGCAACCAAUCACCUAGGAAAUCAAUUCUUACACGUAUAAAAUUGUUUCGAUAUCAAUUCGUAUAAAUAUUAUCCAAAUAAUUGGUGAAUAAAUAAAUAAAUAAAUAAAUAAUGUCGAUCUUUAGAAGAACACAGAGAAAGGGUUAGCACAGAAAAUCACAUACACAAGAAGUUGAUAAAACGACUUUUACGUUUAUUAAACAAAUGCUCACUGGCAUGUAAAAUAUAUAUUUUAUAAAUCUUUGUAUUUCUUCAAAACAAUUUUUUUCUCUUCAAUUGUACGUUAUAGACAAUACUUUUGUGUGACAGACCAUAUUAUGUAUCUUUUUUUCAAACUAUGUAUGUUGUUCAACUAUAAAGCGAUGUAACAAGCCAUGCCAAUUAUUAAGUACAAUAAUGUUAAAAGUAAAAUUGUAUACAAUCGAAAA
Harpegnathos saltator (Jerdon's jumping ant) is the source of this 1365-nucleotide messenger RNA. RefSeq lists its product as uncharacterized. Bases 61 to 639 code for a protein of 192 amino acids. The transcript has 2 exons. The record is from RefSeq and is a predicted model, not a curated record. Lineage: Eukaryota; Metazoa; Arthropoda; Insecta; Hymenoptera; Formicidae.